This is a messenger RNA of Astyanax mexicanus (Mexican tetra), 561 nucleotides long. RefSeq lists its product as uncharacterized. Lineage: Eukaryota; Metazoa; Chordata; Actinopteri; Characiformes; Acestrorhamphidae. The transcript has 2 exons. The record is from RefSeq and is a predicted model, not a curated record. Bases 22 to 561 code for a protein of 179 amino acids. Gene Ontology annotation, cellular component: plasma membrane.
ACUGGCUCCAUAUUCAUCAAUAUGGAGGACGCUGACUUUGACAUGGGGGGUAUGGAGAUGGGGGAUGUGGAGAUGGAUGUAGAUGUCGAGGUAGAUGGAGUAGAUGAGGUAUAUGAUGUAGAGGAGGCAGAGGAUGAAGAAGAAACUGAACGGCCGAAGUUUAAACGGCCAAAAAAUGCUCGUCAAGUCCCUCAAAAGCGCAAAAUCAUCCCGGUGAAAGUGAAGGACUACAUGUGCUGCUCCAUGCUGACCAUGACAUUCUGCAACGUCCUGUUCCUGGGCACGGCUGCUAUGAAAUUUUCACUCAGGGCACGGCAACAAGGGUACAGAAGAAACAUAGCGGGGGCCAAACGUUGGGGAAGAUACGCUCUUGUCUCCAGUAUUGUGGCAGUGAUUCUGACCGGGAUCCUCGUCAUCCUGCUGAUAGUUAUAUGUUCAGCAAACGCAGAACGAUGCACUGAGAUGCUUCCAGAACUUUUGAAAUCUUGUAAGAAAACAGAUUAUAAUAAUUAUAAUGACAAGUAUAAUAGUUAUAAUUAUAGACACAGAUACAGAGGGUAA